Amblyraja radiata (thorny skate) is the source of this 1715-nucleotide messenger RNA. Its product is annotated as protein rolling stone. Bases 379 to 1332 code for a protein of 317 amino acids. Gene Ontology annotation, cellular component: membrane. The transcript has 3 exons. NCBI's taxonomy places the organism in Eukaryota, Metazoa, Chordata, Chondrichthyes, Rajiformes, Rajidae. The record is from RefSeq and is a predicted model, not a curated record.
GACCCAUGGAUGGGAACAAGGCAGCAGGGGAAAGUCCCCAAUUGAGCAAGAGGAGAUGACUGUUCCAUCAGCGUUCCAAAAGCACGAACACGGGGACUUAUUGGGGGAAAAGUUGUUUUGCAAGAUUUCAAAGUGCCUGAUACACAUCUGGGAAGUCUCCGCUAUUCAAGAUCCAGUGCUAUUUCACACAAGGCUUGAGGAUUUUCUCUCUCUCUCUCUCUCUCUCUCUUUCGCUGAGAGGGAGGGGAAGGAGUGAGAGGAAAAGAGAGAAGUCAAACAACUGGCAGCAUACUUUGCAGUUGCUAUCAAUACUGAGUCAUUCUUAACAAGUUCCAACCAUUAGGACCAAAUGCAUCUACACAAAUACGGAGCAGGCUAAUGCCAGGACUCAGUAAGGGCGUCGCACAGCACUGUUACGAAAAAAACAAACAAAUGGGGUCUUCUUGGAUCAAGCACCUUACACAGGAGUUCACAGUGGAAAAGUGUUCUCUGAAGCCCAGAGAGCCACAUUUAAUUCUACAGUCACAGUGGAGGCUGCACCCGGUCAUCUGGUUGACGUAUCGCAUCUUGCUGGCCGCCUACACCCUGAUCUGGUGCAUCUGCAGUGGUGUGCAGACCAACCACCUCAAGUGGUGCAUCUUCCUCACCCACCUGACCUACAUCUUGCUCACCGCUUAUUUCAACUUAGCGUUGGUCAAUUUUAUUUGCUACGUGGCAUUCAGCCAAAAGAAGGAAGCACAGAUCGCCAAGGAAGCUUCGUCAGCAGAGAUCUCACUCUCCGGCCCAACUGCAGCCGUGGAACUGGAGGGUGGGAGCCCCAGUGUGAUGGUGAGGAAGGUUCAGUUUACAGCUCCGUCAGUGUUGUUGCCCAGCAUCAUUGUGCAGUGGGCUCUGCAGAACCUAACCUGCGUCACCAGCCUUUAUGUCACCGUGGCGUUCUGGAGCUUGAACUACACCCCGGGUGAGACGGGGCCCGACGGCGUUAACAUCAACAUGCACGCGAUGAACUCGGUGCUGGUGCUGCUGGAGCUGGGCAUGACCGCAGCACCCAUUCACCUGGCCCACUUCACUGGCGUCCUCCUCUACUGCAUGACCUACAUCCUCUUCACCCUGGUCUACUGGGCGAUGGGAGGCACCAACCUCAAAGGGCAGACCUUCAUCUACAAGUCACUGGACUACAGCGGUAACCCUGGCAUUGCCGCCGGGACUAUCGUUGGGACCAUCUGCCUCAUCAUGCCUCUCCUCCAGUUCUUGGUGUGGAAUCUCCAUAUCCUUAAGCGCCACAUGUACUUCAGGAUGGGAGCCGAGGAUGGCGACGUGCAGCAAUGUUAGCCCGGCUGUAGGUUGGCCUCCUCUCCAAACCUGCAACGUUGGGACCAAACCCAAAAUGGGAAGAGCUAGGACCAUUACCAAGCAUCAACGUGUGGAGACACGAGGAACUGCAGAUGCUGGAACCGUGAACAAAACACAAAAUCCUGGCAGCAUCUGGGGAGGGAAUGUACGGACGCUGUUUCUGGUUGGGACCCUUCUUCAGGCUGAUUCAACAUGCAGAAUAAAGCUUCAACCAUACUCUUUUUGGAGCACCCUCUUUUAUUCAACAUCAUUAGGUUACCUGCUUUGCAACAGUGUCUUCCCUUAACUGAGCAUGGGCAAAAAAGACCGACAAAAAAAAAAAGACAUAGGUGGGACUAGUGUAGAUGGGGAACGACACAAAG